AUGAAAGAAGCAGAAGCACCCCAGCCAACGACGACAUUCAUUCUCCUAAGAAGCCACGAGCCGACCAACUGUCCAACCAUUACCGAUGCUGGAUCGCAAGCUGGCCAAGCCUUCAACCAAGUCUUGCGCUACAUCGCCGGAUGUCCAGGGUUCCAAACACAGCUGUUUGGGUGGCCAUGGAGACCAGAUCCCGAGGAUGUCAACGUAAACGAAUGGAUGGCCUCCAUCACGCCUGGCCUGUUAGGCUUGUUCAUCAACUGGAACGAUGAGCGAUCGGCGCGUAACUUCUUGUUGCAAUCAUCGCUAUCUCAGGCUUUCCAGGGCCUGACCACAUUUUUCGAAACGCCUUCGGCCAUGUCUACAUCGACUCCAGCCUUCGAUCAACCCAUGGCUAUCAACAUCACCUGGAGUCACGGAAACAUCGUCAAGACGUUGAAUCGAACUAAGUUGCCGCUACGAAUCGCUAUAGGUCAAGCCACCGAAGCUGCAGACGAGCAUAUGGGAGAGGACAUGAGUUGGGCAACCGGCACUAACGUUGGACAGUCGAGUAUGGAUACAGAGACAUGUCUUCGUCUCGACCAUAUAUCGUCAGACCUGAAGUCAGUGAAUGGCCGACCUUCAAGCGAUGGGGCCAUUACGUUCAGCUUGAUGAGAACCAGAUAUUGCAGCCGACUCAAGGAAGAUCUCUACGACAUGAUCAGGGCACGUCGAGCCGACUGA
This is a messenger RNA of Cyphellophora europaea CBS 101466, 720 nucleotides long. RefSeq lists its product as uncharacterized. The transcript has a single exon. Lineage: Eukaryota; Fungi; Ascomycota; Eurotiomycetes; Chaetothyriales; Cyphellophoraceae. The record is from RefSeq and is a predicted model, not a curated record. The coding region runs from base 1 to 720 and encodes 239 amino acids.